This is a messenger RNA of Gongylonema pulchrum, 513 nucleotides long. Lineage: Eukaryota; Metazoa; Nematoda; Chromadorea; Rhabditida; Gongylonematidae. The record is from the annotation of a GenBank genome assembly.
AUUGUAGAAGUCGGUUCAAACACCGGUAAAACUGCAAUAUCAUUGAUUAAAGCCUGUCGCGAAGUCGCCGUUGAUAGCAAAUGUUCGCUGAUUUCCGUUGAUACGUGGACGAAAUCCAUUGACGUCAACGAGGAAGAGGAAUACUGGCAUACACUUGCGGACCACAACAAUGUUGAUCUUGGGUUCUAUGAAAUUUUCAUGAAUAAUAUCAAAUAUCAAAAAUUAACUGACGUAAUUGCGCCACUUCGUAUCCCUUCGGCACAAGGAGCGCGCGUUUUGUUCUGUUUCGGAGUCAGAGCCGACUUCAUUUAUAUUGGCGCGGGUCACGAUUACGAUUCAACGUACCAUGAUGUGGGGUUGUUUCAAAACAUUCUGAGUGACGGCGGAGUUAUGUUUGGUGGCGAUUACAAUCGCCCAGAUCUUAUCGAAGCAGUGGACGACUAUGCAGCCGAAGUUGGUGUUCCUCUUAUUGUAGCCAAUGACCGACGCACAUGGAUUUUGCAUUUUCCAUGA